AUGGACAACAUCGACGAGGAAUAUGACCGGCUCGUUGAACACCUUCACGACUGCGCGAAGAAGGCUGAGAGUUCUAAAACCACCAAGAGACGCCUGUCUCUUGAAACUCUUGAGCUGAUACGCCAGCGUGGAGCAGCACGAGCCGCAGGGAACCAAGAACUCACGUCCGUGCUCGCAAGGCUUUGCAGAGAGGCGAUAAUGGAAGACCUUAAAGAGAGAAGAGCAGAAGUACUGGCUGAAGCUGCAGAGGCGGGGAAAAGCACCCGCUAUACCCGUCGAGACUUCGCCAGUCGCAAGACGAGGAUGACUGCUCUCCGGAACCCGAAGGGAAAAACCAUUGUAUCGAGAAGGGGGAUGGAGAAAAUCAUCUACGACUUCUACUCUGAUCUCUUCGAGAGCCAUGUCCACGUGCCUUCUCACGAUCUGAGGGAAGAUGGACAUGUCAUUCCAGAGGUUCUCCCGUACGAAGUACGACGUGCUAUCAUGUUGGUAGGAAAUCUUACAGCAUCCAAUCUAGACGGCGUAAGACCAGAACACCUGAAGAACCUUCCGCCAGUACUCAUCAACACCCUGGCUCUUUACACGUUAUCUGUCGGAAUGCAAGGUUCCUAA
Necator americanus (New World hookworm) is the source of this 612-nucleotide messenger RNA. RefSeq lists its product as uncharacterized. Lineage: Eukaryota; Metazoa; Nematoda; Chromadorea; Rhabditida; Ancylostomatidae. Bases 1 to 612 code for a protein of 203 amino acids. The record is from RefSeq and is a predicted model, not a curated record. The transcript has a single exon.